UACAAGAUGGCGGAUCUAAAGUACAUGUCAGGAUUUGGUAAUGAAUUUGCAUCUGAAGCUCUUCCAGGAGCUCUUCCCAAGGGUCAGAAUAACCCCAAGAAAUGUCCCUAUGGUCUAUAUAAUGAACAGUUGUCUGGAUCUGCCUUCACAGCCCCUCGUAAAGACAAUGUUCGAAGCUGGCUGUACAGGAUCCGUCCAUCUGUGAUGCACAAACCAUUUGARCCUCUUGAUGAGGGAAUUGUGUCAAGUAACUGGAAUGAAGUUCCUCCAAAUCCUAACCAAAUGCGCUGGAAGCCCUUUGAUCUUCCAGAAGAAGGCAGCACUGUGGAUUUUGUUCAAGGUUUAAAAACAAUUUGCGGUGCAGGAGAUACUCGCAGUCGUCAUGGCAUUGCUGUUUAUGUUUUCUCUUGUAAUGUCUCUAUGAACAACAAGUGUCUUUACAGCUCUGAUGGUGAUUUUCUUAUUGUACCACAAAAGGGAACUUUACUGGUGACAACAGAGUUUGGAAAAAUGCAAGUCAAACCAACUGAUAUCUGUGUGAUUCAGCUUGGUGUACGGUUCUCUGUAGCGGUGGAGGAGGCAUCCAGAGGCUACAUUCUUGAGGUCUUUGAUGGGCACUUUGAGCUGCCAAAUCUUGGCCCAAUAGGUGCCAAUUGUCUUGCCAACCCACGUGAUUUCCAAACACCAGUAGCUUGGUAUGAAAACAGAGAAGCUGAUUUUACUGUUGUUUCCAAAUAUCAAGGAAAGCUAUUUGCUGCAUCACAGAAUCAUUCUCCAUUUGAUGUUGUUGCCUGGCAUGGAAACUAUGCUCCUUAUAAAUACAACCUAUCUGACUUUGUGGCACUAAACUCUGUAACCAAAGACCAUGUGGAUCCAUCCAUUUUUACAGUCUUAACCUGUCAGAGCAAUAAACCAGGCACAGCCAUUGCUGACUUUGUGAUAUUUCCACCGCGGUGGUCAGUUGCAGAGAAUACAUUUAGACCACCAUAUUAUCACCGGAACUGCAUGAGUGAGUUUAUGGGAAAUAUUUUUGGAAAAUAUGAAGCUAAGGAGGAUGGUUUCUUGCCUGGUGGUGCAAGCCUUCAUAGUAUGAUGACCCCCCACGGCCCUGACAGACAAUGCUUUGAGGGUGCAUCCAACGCUGACGAUAAACCGGUGAAAAUUGAAGGCACCUUGUCUUUUAUGUUUGAAUCAUCUUUGAGCUURGCUGUCACCAAGUGGGGAUUAGAAACCUGUCAGAAACUACAACCAGAAUAUUACAAAAUAUGGCAAGAUCUUCCAAAAACCUUUGAUCCCAAAAAUCCUUAAUAUCUUUGGUUUGAAGUAACAUAGGGUUAUCAAAAACCCAAUUGAGUGGAAGACGAAAUGCUUAAAGCACUAAUAAUUGAUAWAAUAAAAACAGAGAAUCCAUGCAAGAAAAAAGAACUGCA
Messenger RNA from Exaiptasia diaphana, 1430 nucleotides. Its product is annotated as homogentisate 1,2-dioxygenase. The record is from RefSeq and is a predicted model, not a curated record. The transcript has 15 exons. Gene Ontology annotation, biological process: L-phenylalanine catabolic process. NCBI's taxonomy places the organism in Eukaryota, Metazoa, Cnidaria, Anthozoa, Actiniaria, Aiptasiidae. The coding region runs from base 7 to 1308 and encodes 433 amino acids. Gene Ontology annotation, molecular function: homogentisate 1,2-dioxygenase activity. Gene Ontology annotation, cellular component: cytoplasm.